AUUCCUGUCUUAAACUCAACUACUGAAUAAAAGAAUCCUAAUAAAGGAAUUUCUGUUAUUGUAGAAUGAGUCAAGAAUCUGCCCAUGGACAAGGCAACAACAAUGAACACAUCAGUGUUCAUACUGAAGCAUCUAGUUUCACCCCUCCCAUCCAAAAUGAACAUGUCAAUCAACAAGAUGAUGGGAAUAACCCGAACGCUGGUGGUCAACCCGACCUUGUAAUCCCAACUUUUCUGGCCAAUGUGUUACAACAAAUAGCCAACGCGCCGAUGUUUCAACCACCUCCACCAUCGCCACCUCGAGUGAUAACCUUCAAAACGCUAAGGGAUAAUGGUGCAGAAUUAUUCCUUGGGGAUCGCAUCGGUGAACCCCAAAUUGCGUGGGACUGGAUCGAGCAGACUGCUCAAGUAUUGAAGGAUCUCAACGUACCUAUAGACAACUACCAUCGACCGUCUUCUCAACUGCUGCGAAAUGAAGCCUACGAGUGGUGGAAGAGAACCGAUGAAAGUGCGGGAACCCCUAAGCCGUGGACUUGGGCACAUUUCGAAUGGGCAUUCAAGCAAGAAUAUAUUCCGAAACGUUUUAGUGAGGAAAAACGUAAAGAAUUUGUGGAGCUGGAACAAGGAAACAUGACACUCCCUGAAUAUCGUCAGAAGUUUACCAAGCUUGCAAAGUUUGCGCCAACCUUGGUGAGUACCCCAACUGAUCGCAUUGAGGAAUUCAGGACGAAACUUCGACCUGACCUGAGGUCACGUGUGUCCGUCCUAACCACUGUGGAUUUCGCAGAGGCCUACGAGAUCAUAGCAAGGGCGGAUAGUGACCUGAAUGCUUGCAUUGAGUACCUAAAGGCAAACAAUGCUGGCCCAAACACUUACCAUUCCACUAAUUCUGCCUCAAAAGGAAAAAGGUCAUUCCAGGAAUCUAGUAACUCACAUUUUUCUAAAAAGGGAAAAUUUGUGCAAACUCAAUCGAUGACAUCCGUUGAUAGAUCCAGGAAGCGAAAGUAUCCUGCUUGUGAACACUGUGGAAGGAACCACCCUGGAGAGUGUUGGUUGAAGCAAGGGUUGUGCCUUGGCUGUGGAAAACCAGGACAUUUCAAAAAGGAGUGCCCUACAAACCCUGGAGAACCAUUCCCACUUGCUCCUGUUGCUAGCCAGUUUGCAUCAGCACGACCCACACCAAGUCAACGCUCAACAGCGGGGUCUAAGCUAGCUAAGAAUCAGAACCAACAACAAGGACGAGCUCCUGCUCGUACAUAUGCAAUGAAGGCAUGAACUGAGGAAAACCCUGACGUCAUUCAAGGUAUGUUUUCCUUAUUUGAUACUAUCAUGCAUGUGUUGAUAGACCCUGGAUCAAUGUUGUCUUAUGUCUGUGUACAUAUGCCUGAAAAAGCUGACAUAAUGAAAGAACAAUUGGAAC
Cuscuta campestris is the source of this 1419-nucleotide messenger RNA. NCBI's taxonomy places the organism in Eukaryota, Viridiplantae, Streptophyta, Magnoliopsida, Solanales, Convolvulaceae. The record is from the annotation of a GenBank genome assembly.